ACCUCCAUCAUCAUCACCUCUUCAACAACAUUAUGUCAUGGCGGUAAGGCUCAUCAGGCCGAUCAACUCGGCCAUUCGAAGGCAUUUGGCUACGGCUCCUCCUGCAUCGUCAGCUGCUUUGUCCGGACUUAUUACUGGCAAAAAAUCGAAUCUUUUGAAUAGCCGCUUUGCACCAAAUCAGAGCAAAAGUCCAGUUCAUCAAUGUCAAAGAUUGUACAGCGCCCUAUCUCCAGUGCAACGACAUCCUCCUUCACUGUAUGGACAGCUGCAACCGAUUUCAUUCAGCAUCAUUGCCCAUAUCGAUCAUGGAAAGUCAACUUUGGCAGAUCGACUGCUUGAAAUGACAGGUACAAUUCCCAUAGGUGCGGACGGACAAGUGAUCAACAAGCAAGUUCUCGAUAGCUUGAAAGUGGAACGAGAACGUGGAAUCACAGUAAAAAGUCAAGCAGUCAGCAUGAUCUACGAUGAUGUAACUACCAAACAGAAAUGGCUACUCAAUCUCAUUGAUACGCCCGGUCACGUCGAUUUUGCCUAUGAGGUCAGUCGAAGUUUAUCAGCUUGUCAAAUUGCACUUUUGGUUGUUGAUGCAACACAAGGCAUUCAAUCACAAACAUUGUCUGUCUUUCGAGUUGCGAUGGCACGAGGAUUACGGAUAAUACCCGUUAUCAACAAGAUUGACCUUCCUGGAGCAUCACCUGAUGCAGUAUUGGAUCAACUUCAUGAACGUUUGGGAUUGAACGUGCUACCCGGCGAAAGUGAAGAAGCAAUAAUGGUCAGUGCAAAGACUGGAAAAGGUGUGGAAGAUGUUUUGAAAAGACUUGUCGCUGUCGGAAGUGAAUCCACCCAAGACGUUGGAGACGGUCAAGAUGAAAAGAUGCGAUCGCUGGUAUUUGAUAGUUGGUACGAUUCAUACAAAGGAGUUGUAGCUUUGAUCAGUGUCAAAGAUGGAGCGAUUCGAAAAGGUGACAAAAUUGCAUCUGCACAUUCACGAAAACGAUACGAAGUUCUCGAUAUUGGUGUGAACAGUCCCACUGCAAUUGCCACGGGAAUUUUGCGGAAAGGACAAGUGGGUUGGGUUAUUUGCAACAUGAAAAGUGUGCCAGAAGCAUCAAUCGGAGAUACACUCCAUCACGACAAAGUCAAAGUUGAUCCUCUGCCUGGGUUUAAGCCCUCUGUGCCGAUGAUCUACUGCUCGGCUUUCCCAGUAUCCUCGGCCGAUUUCCCCAAAUUAGAGAUGGCAAUUCAAAAGCUUGCAUUGAAUGACAGAAGUGUUACGUGGUCACGAGAAAGCAGUCUAGCUUUGGGUCAAGGUGUCAAGUUGGGACUAUUGGGUGCAUUACACAUGGAAAUCUUUCGAGCUCGUCUGGCGGAUGAGUAUGGAAUGGAAGUAUUGAUCACCAAUCCGACUGUGGCAUAUCGAAUCGUACGACCAAAUGAAGAUGAGAAUGAAGCGAAAGUGAUUACCAAUCCACUUGAAUUUCCAGAUGAUGAAGUGAUGCGCUCCAAGAGAUCAACAAAGAAUGGUCUUCAAAUUCAAGAGCCAAUGGUGAUCGGUACUCUUACCUGCCCGGAAGAAUAUUUGGGUGCAAUGUCGCAAUUAUGCUUUGAUAGACGGGGAGAAGAAAUUGAUUUGAUCUUUCAAGAUGGAUUCGGAACAGGCGAAGAUGGUAAGCCUGUCGGCGCUGAAAAUGCAGGAGGGGAAAGGUUGGUGAUUAUGAAACAUCGCUUGCCAUUAUCAGAGAUUGUGACGGAUUUCUUUGGUGAAUUGAAAUCAAAGACGGCAGGAUUCGCAACUUUCGAUUAUGAAGACGAUGGCUGGCAAGCAAGUGAUCUUGUCAGACUAUCCUUCUUAUUGACGGGGACGCCAUUGGAUGCGCUUUCACAAAUCGUUCAUCGUAGUAAAGCGGUAGACGUUGCAAAAGUAUGGACGCAAAAGCUAAAGGACAUCGUACCUCGUCAACAAUACGAAGUCAACAUUCAAGCAAUGGUAGGCGGACGAGUUGUUUCAAGUGAAAAGAAGACUGCUUAUCGCAAAGAUGUUACUGCUGGAUUAUAUGGAGGACAUUAUGAACGUAAAUUGAAGCAUCUCAAUAAACAAAAGGAGGGAAAGAAGAGGUUACGAGCAAUGAGUGUGGGUCGUGUACAAAUCCCUCAAGAAAACUUUAUGAAAUUAUUCGAAGCAAAAUAGAUCAUUCAUUACUCUCCAUUCUUGUACUUUAUCUCAUACAUUGCAUUGUACAACAGGCAAAAAAAACAAACAUUGCAUACUUUUCCACAUUAAAUUGAUGGC
Meira miltonrushii is the source of this 2290-nucleotide messenger RNA. RefSeq names its product GTP-binding protein lepa. Gene Ontology annotation, molecular function: GTP binding; mitochondrial ribosome binding; GTPase activity. Bases 38 to 2188 code for a protein of 716 amino acids. The record is from RefSeq and is a predicted model, not a curated record. Lineage: Eukaryota; Fungi; Basidiomycota; Exobasidiomycetes; Exobasidiales; Brachybasidiaceae. The transcript has a single exon. Gene Ontology annotation, biological process: positive regulation of translation. Gene Ontology annotation, cellular component: mitochondrion.